UAAAACCGCAGCCGCUACUCCUCUUGCUCCUCCUUCCCCACACCCACCCACCCACUCGCAGACUCUCCCAACCGCAAGAGCCACACGCCCACGCGCACACAGGAGGAAAGCGAGUUCGAGAGAGAUCAUGGCUGCAGCGGCGGCGGCGGGGACGCGGGAGGAGAUGGUGUACAUGGCGAAGCUGGCGGAGCAGGCGGAGCGGUACGAGGAGAUGGUGGAGUUCAUGGAGAAGGUGGUGGCGGCCGCCGGCUCCGGCGAGCUCUCCGUAGAGGAGAGGAACCUGCUCUCCGUCGCCUACAAGAACGUCAUCGGCGCGCGCAGGGCCUCCUGGCGCAUCGUCUCCUCCAUCGAGCAGAAGGAGGAAGGCCGCGGCGCCGCCGGCCACGCCUCCGCCGCCAGGGCCUACAGGGCGCGCGUCGAGGCCGAGCUCUCCAACAUCUGCGCCGGCAUCCUCCGCCUCCUCGACGAACGCCUCGUCCCGGCGGCUGUCGCCGUUGAUGCCAAGGUCUUCUACCUCAAGAUGAAGGGCGACUACCACCGCUACCUCGCCGAGUUCAAGGCCGCCGCCGAGCGCAAGGACGCCGCCGACUCCACCCUCGCAGCCUACCAGGCCGCUCAGGACAUAGCCAUGAAGGAGCUGCCGCCGACCCAUCCCAUCAGGCUGGGCCUCGCGCUCAACUUCUCCGUCUUCUACUACGAGAUCCUCAACUCGCCCGACCGCGCCUGCUCCCUCGCCAAGCAGGCCUUCGAUGAAGCCAUUGCGGAACUGGAUUCCCUUGGCGAAGAUUCCUACAAGGAUAGCACCCUGAUCAUGCAACUUCUCCGUGACAACCUCACCUUGUGGACCUCUGAUAUGCAGGAUGAUGCCGGUGAUGAAAUGAGGGAUGCAAGCAAGCCUGAGGAUGAUGAGCACUAGCGAAGGAUCCUUACCGCAUCUUUAUCUCUUAACCCUCGGGUAGUCAUGAUGCUUGUACAAGGACCGAUUUCGUGUGUCCUUUAUCGUCGGGUCACUUACCCUUUGUUUCGUUAUAUUGCCAUUGCCGUCCUCAUGUAUUUUUACUUUCCAACUGGAAUCCUGCUGUUGUAUGUGGGGAUGCGUUAAGAUUUGAACCAGAGGAUUAUCAACUCUUGUUUCCUGUAGUAUAAUUGAAUGUCAUGCAUGUUGUAUGUUCAACAAAUGUUCUGAUGUGGUUUGAA
This is a messenger RNA of Brachypodium distachyon (stiff brome), 1197 nucleotides long. RefSeq names its product 14-3-3-like protein GF14-A. The record is from RefSeq and is a predicted model, not a curated record. The coding region runs from base 128 to 916 and encodes 262 amino acids. The transcript is spliced from 4 exons. Lineage: Eukaryota; Viridiplantae; Streptophyta; Magnoliopsida; Poales; Poaceae. Gene Ontology annotation, cellular component: cytoplasm. Gene Ontology annotation, biological process: signal transduction.